CAUAAAAAACACCGGUAGACCCAAACAUCCGGACCCAUCUCAAACAAUCCCAAACUAGGUUGAUCACUGCCUUCUCUUUUGGUUGCUGUGGUGCCAGCAGACGACAAACAACAUUCCUUGCGCUAGCUGACCAAACCGACCGAGCGGAUCACGGAACGGUGAACAACAAUCAACAACUCUUGCUCAUACCCAAGGAUACGGACCAAUUGGUUACUUGUUCACGUGCAUCGAAGGGUUCGCAUAAAAUGCGCCUCCGCAGUUAAAACAUGCCUCAGAAAUCAUUGGCUGCAGUAGAAAGCAGACUUGGUAGUGGGAACAUGGAGUCUUCCCCAAAGCUUGAGGGAAACUCCAACAUUGAAAAAGAAACAAAACAGAUUGCAUCAGCAAUGCAUCACCUUCCUAAAUCUGGCCGACAAAAUAAAUGUCUCAGUGCUGCUGCCAACACCUCUGUUUUUACCAAGAAACGAUUUCUUCAAUCUCAAGCUGGAGUUGUUCAACACCCAUACCAAUCAUCUCAUCCUGUUCACUCUCGUUUAGACUUAAAUAUAGCUUCAAGAGAUAAUCUCAGUUCAUUUACCCAGAGAGUCAUGUCUGCCAAAUUGCUCAGACUUAAGCAAUUACAGAACCAGCUAUCAGAGGCUCAUCUUCAGCUCAAUGAAUUAUGUACAGAAAAUAGACUUCUCCGAGCCUUGCAAAAGCGUCAGGAUCUUGCCUUGGUUAGAUAUGAGGGAACUCAAGCCCAGCUUCCCCAGUUGGUGAGAUCACAUCAGGAAGAAGUUAGAAUACUUCGUACAAAAUACAAAAAUUUAAAACAUCAGUGCCGCAGUGUGACAAAUACACUAAAGGAACGUGAGGGAGAACUUCAAAAUCUGAAAGAACAACAUGCCCACCUACUCAAACUUUCUAAAGAUCGGAAUUUAGGCGAUCGAGAAGCACUUACAAAACAAGUAAAUGAGCUCAAGUUGACUGUAGAAAACCAAUCAAAUACAAUCCAGGUGCUCAACCGCAAAGUUCUCUUAGAAAGUAAAAAUUUAAAAUUUCAACUCCACCAAGAGAUGCAGAGACACAGAACAACACAGUCUGAACUCCAACAGACAUUAGCAAGAUUAGAUCAACUUCAAUCACAGUUGGAUCAGUUUAGGGAACGAAGUUCUCUACCUCCCUCAAUUGAUCGGUUUGGGAAGACACCAUCUUUGUCAAGACUGGUUGGAGGACAAAAAUCUUCUCGGGCAACAUUGGUGGAGAUGAAGAGUCCACAAAAUUCAAGAUUCAAGAAAGUCACCAAAAAUAGUGUAACUCAGGGUUCUGUGAACAAUACCGACCCAAGUUCCAUGCAACUGGAUUCUAGCCCUACCACAAACUCUGAAAAAACAAAUGAAUUUUCUACCAGUUUGGAAUCUUCACCAGAACACACUACCAAUGAAAUUAUUGCAAGAGAGAGGGCUCUUCCAUUGCAAAUGUCAACAAAUCCUUACCAAUUCCAUCGCAGUAUUGUGGAAAAGGGUAAAACUGACCUCAAUAUUCAUUUUGAUUCACUCAUAGAUAGUAAAAUUACUGAUGGCAAUUACUCGAAUGGAAGUUUGUGUGAUGACGUCUUAGAGAAAGAAUAUGAAAAUGCUGUGGCUAUGCUAUCAGAACUAUCUACAACGCACAAAAGCAACUUUGUUGAAGAUGUUUCAACAUUACUACCAUCUUUGGAUCUGACCUCAGCAAAGCAUGUAGCUGCUCUUGCAAAUGCCACUUUUGCCUUGAAAGGUGACCCACAAUUUGUUUCCAAUACCAAAUCCAAACAAGAUCAUCGAUCCUCAUCCUCUUAUAAGAAGGAUCUGCAACAAGGAGAAGGUGCUUUUGUGUCUAACAAGAAAAGUCAACAAACUGCUGUCAAUGAGGAAAUGAAGCAUUUGAAGACUCGCAGAGUAUCGGAUUUCCAGCAAGAAAGUGACUUAAGAAGCUCCAGUCAAGACAAAGCUAGAAAUUUGGAAAUGCUAAAAUCAAAAAGUAAAUCGACCGAUAACCUAAUGACUGAUGUUGAACCACCUAUUCAAAGGCAACUUUCUGAAACGGAUGAUAAGUUGGCGAAAACAAGACAGAACAAUGAUGAGGAAGUGGAAUCUUCUCGCAAAGAAGCAUUGCUGAAGGCAUUGAAGGCUAUUGAUGAUAGUUCCAAUCAGGAAAAUGGUUCUGAUGACAGUGACUCUGAUAUCGUGAAAAUCUCAGCCAGCACUGUUAUUCCACAAAGAAUGUUUUCCUCUCUGAAUUCACCUGGCGUUGGGGUUGCCGAUAAAUUUGUAUCCAGGAGAAGUAAACCUUUUAAGUGACUUGUUGUUUUCUUAGCAAAUAUUCUAGUUGUUGUAUUCAGUCUGUACUUUGUUUAUUAAAGAAUUCAUUGCAUUUGGUCAA
This is a messenger RNA of Thrips palmi, 2400 nucleotides long. Its product is annotated as lebercilin-like protein. The record is from RefSeq and is a predicted model, not a curated record. Gene Ontology annotation, cellular component: axoneme. The transcript is spliced from 9 exons. NCBI's taxonomy places the organism in Eukaryota, Metazoa, Arthropoda, Insecta, Thysanoptera, Thripidae. The coding region runs from base 267 to 2318 and encodes 683 amino acids. Gene Ontology annotation, biological process: intraciliary transport.